CUUCCAGGCAGGAGCUGUGGAUGUGGUGUCUCCAGUCUGCUCCUGCAGAGCCCUCAGUCUCCAACAUGUGGGCCACGGCGUUCCUAGCGACCCUAACUUUGUCUGUUUUGGACUACACCUCAGGUACUGUGCAGUUCAAUGGGGGUUUGGAGCCGUACGACCUUCUGUUUGAUAAUGCACUGGAAGCCUAUUACAGGCAGGACUGGCUGUCGGUCAUCCUGCACAUGGAGCGGGCUCUGAAGCAUAAGAGCAUGGUCCGUAAGGUCCGGACCGAGUGCCGGCUGGCCUGCGCCAACCACACCGCCUUCGAGGAAGCCAUUCCCGGCGUCGGGGCGCCGAUUCCUGGGGCUGGCUCGGUGGAAGAUUUAGGGUUUUUCCAGAAAGUUUUGAAGCGGGCGGAGUGUGUGAGCUCCUGCGAAAGCGAGAAACUGGGACCACCUUCUCUGCACAAAGUUGGCGACGAUAUUGAGCUGGAGUUCAAGAAGAGAACCCCUUACAAUUACCUGCAAGUGGCUUAUUUCAAGAUAAACAAGCUCGAUAAAGCUGUGGCUGCAGCAAAUACAUUCUACGUUGCGAACCCAGAUCAUUUGGAGAUGCGGCAGAACCUGGAGUACUACAGUCUGAUGGCUGGUGUGAAGGAGGAGGACUUCAAGGACCUAGAGGCCAGACCCCACAUGGCAGAGUUUCUGGACGGAAAGAAGCUGUACAGCGCAGAUGAGUUUGCCUCAGCCAUCGAUCACUUUGAGGCAGCUGUGGAAGAGUAUUUCACUGCUGAUGCUGAGUGCAGGGUGCUGUGCGAGGGAGCCUAUGACUAUGAUGGAUACAACUACAUGGAGUACAAAGCUGACCUGUUCCAGUCUAUCACAGAUCACUACUUACACAUUCUGAACUGCAAGCAAAACUGCGCUGUAGAGCUGGCCUCCGUUGCUGGAAGAGACAAGCCAAUCGAAGACUUUCUUCCUUCACAUUUCAACUACCUCCAGUUUUCCUAUUAUAACAGUGAGCAAUAUGAGAAGGCCAUUGAGAGCGCUAAAACCUACCUUCUGUUCCAUCCUGAGGAUGAGGUCAUGAAGCAGAACUUGGCAUACUACUCGGUUGUGCUCGGCGAGGACAAGGCUGCAGACAUCUCGGCCAGAGAGGUUGUUCAGCAGUACAUCAAGAAGUCUCUGCUGGAGAAAGAGCUUCUGUACUUUGGCUAUGAAAUUUUUGGAGUAACUUUUGUCGAUCCAGACACAUGGACCCCUGAAGAUGUCAUGCCUAAGAAGCUGAGGGACAAGCAGAAGGCAGAUAGAGAAAGAGCCGCCCGGAUUACAGAGGAGAUCGGCAAUCUGAUGAAGGAGAUUGAGACGCUAGUCGAGGAGAAGAGCAAAGAAUCAUCAGACAUUGCCAAGACAAUUCAAGAUGUACCUAAUAAAACAUCAUCGGACAAAGGGGUGUUUGACGACGUCACAGUUACCAUGACAUCUGCGGCUCUGAACGGAUCACAGAGAGUGCUGCUGGAUGGAGUCAUCGCAGAUGAUGAAUGUCGAGAACUACUCCGACUUUCCAGCGCAGCAGCGCAGAAAGGAGACGGCUACAGAGGCCAGCCGAAUCCUCACUCACCAAGCGAGAUGUUCCAGGGAGUCACUGUUCUCAGGGCUCUACAGCUCGGUCAGGAGGGAGUGUUCCCCUUGAAGAGUGCUCGUCUGUUUUUUGACCUGAGUGAGAAGGUGCGGAAAGUAGUGGAGUCCUACUUCAGCCUGGAGUCUCCUCUCUACUUCUCCUACUCCCAUCUGGUCUGCCGCUCAGCCGUUGAGGAGAAACAAGAUGAACGAGAGGACAUGAGUCACCCUGUGCAUGCUGACAACUGUCUGCUUGUCUCAGAACUUAAUGAGUGUAUCAAAGAGCCACCAGCGUACACACACCGGGACUACAGUGCCAUCCUCUAUCUCAAUGAUGACUUUGAAGGAGGAGAUUUCAUCUUCACAGAGCUGGAUGCCAAAACAGUCACAGCCGUGGUGAAGCCUCAGUGUGGUAGAGUUGUGGCUUUUGGUGCUGGUAAGGAGAAUCCCCAUGGUGUAAGGGCAGUGACCAAGGGGCAGCGAUGUGCCAUAGCCCUCUGGUUCACUCUGGAUCCUAAACAUAACGAGAAGGAGCGAAUUCAGGCUGAGGACCUCCUGAAAAUGCUCUCCAGCCCAGUUAGUGAAGAGUUCCAGCAAACAGAGAAGGACAGCCAUGCUGACACAAACUCAGAACCACAAAGCACAGAGCCUAUCAGAACAGCAAAGCAGGACGAGGCAGAGAAACCAAAAGAAGAGACGAGGAUGCCUGCAGAGGAACAACCCAGCAAAAGUGCUGAGGAACAGACUGACAGCAAGGAUGUCAAAAAAGAAGACCAGGCCAAGGCCAAGGCCAAGGCUGCAGAUAAAACUGGCAAAACAGCAACUCAAACGAAAGUAAAACCAGCAGGGAAAACAAAAGAGACAGGCAAGGCAAAGGCCAAAACAGUGGACAAAGCAAAGGACAAGGCAGCAGCCAAAACAAAGACCAAAACAGUGGACAAAAAGGAGAAGUCAGUUGAUAAGAAGACAGUAAAGGUAGUGUCAAAAAAGACUGUGGAUGGCUCAGAAAGCAAAAAACCCAAAGCAAAAAGCUCAACCAGUAAAGACUCAAAAUCACAGAAAAAUAAACAGGAAUUGUGAGCCUUUGGUAUAAGUAUUUUUUUUUAAAUGUCCGUUUUGUACAAUUUAAUUUUUUUUAUUAUAUUUUUGCUUUGCGAUGGGACAUUUUUUUGUUUUUUUUCAUACCAGAGAAAGAUAAAAUUGAAGCAGUACUGGUUUUACAACAUAAAUCACUUCAAGUCUCAGGAUCGUUCUCAUGACCUAUCAGAGUUAGUCCAAUAAAAUUGACAUAAUUGGAGUUUAA
This is a messenger RNA of Colossoma macropomum (tambaqui), 2904 nucleotides long. RefSeq names its product prolyl 3-hydroxylase 1 (gene p3h1). Gene Ontology annotation, molecular function: protein binding; iron ion binding; procollagen-proline 3-dioxygenase activity. Gene Ontology annotation, cellular component: endoplasmic reticulum. Bases 21 to 2681 code for a protein of 886 amino acids. Gene Ontology annotation, biological process: collagen metabolic process. The transcript has 15 exons. Lineage: Eukaryota; Metazoa; Chordata; Actinopteri; Characiformes; Serrasalmidae. The record is from RefSeq and is a predicted model, not a curated record.